Nothoprocta perdicaria is the source of this 5793-nucleotide messenger RNA. It is a transcript of the gene MRTFB, whose product is annotated as myocardin related transcription factor B. The transcript is spliced from 16 exons. NCBI's taxonomy places the organism in Eukaryota, Metazoa, Chordata, Aves, Tinamiformes, Tinamidae. The coding region runs from base 93 to 3407 and encodes 1104 amino acids. Gene Ontology annotation, biological process: smooth muscle cell differentiation. The record is from RefSeq and is a predicted model, not a curated record.
GAAAUGUGCUGAAACAGACACUACCAAAGGAGGAUAAAAUAUAAGAGCAUCGAGAGAGGGCCUCCUCCGCUGGCCCCWCGCAGCCGAGCGCCAUGGAUCACUUGGGGAGCGCGGAAGCGGAGGAGGACUCGGGCUCGCUCGCGCGCCUCGCGCCCAGCCCGCACAGCGAAGCCGUCGCACACGAGUUUCAGGAGCUCUCCCUGCAGCCCAGCCAGUAUUUACCUCCCCUCAACGAACGGAAGAAUGUGCUUCAGCUGAGGCUACAGCAACGGCGGACACGAGAACAGCUGGUGGACCAGGGCAUCAUGCCACCUUUGAAAAGCCCAGCUGCAUUCCAUGAGCAGAUAAAGAGUCUGGAACGAGCCAGGACUGAAAAUUUUUUGAAGCACAAGAUUCGCAGCAGACCGGAUCGGUCUGAGCUGGUUAGGAUGCACAUCCUCGAAGAGACAUUUGCAGAGCCUUCACUACAAGCUACGCAGAUGAAACUGAAGAGAGCUCGGUUGGCAGAUGAUCUAAACGAGAAGAUUGCUCAGAGGCCUGGCCCUAUGGAACUGGUAGAAAAAAAUAUUCUCCCUGUAGACUCCAGUGUUAAAGAAGCGAUAAUAGCAGUUGGACAAGAGAAUUACCCUCAAGCUUUGGAUGAUUUUUCCUUUGACGAGGACAGCAGCGAUGCCUUAUCGCCAGAUCAGCCAGCGAGCCAAGAGUCGCAGGGCUCCACGGCGUCCCCSGGCGAGCCCAAAGUGAGCGACUCGCCCUCCCCAGUGACACCCAGCGCCACAGCCUCAGCACAGUACCCACCUUUAACCUCUCCAGUUCCUGAAUUCCUCAAAACUCCACCUGCAAUCGAGCAGCACGUUACACGUUCCACUACUGCAACCACCCUAACUACAAAUACAGUCUCAGCAGCAAAACCUGGGCCCACAUUAGUAAAGCAAACCCACCCAAAGAAUCCAAAUGAUAAACAUCGAAGCAAGAAAUGCAAAGAACCCAAGCCAAGGGUGAAGAAACUGAAGUAUCAUCAAUAUAUUCCACCUGAUCAGAAAGGUGAGAAGAAUGAACCACAGAUGGACUCCAACUAUGCUCGUUUGCUACAGCAACAGCAACUGUUUUUGCAGCUGCAGAUCCUGAGCCAGCAGCAACAACACUACAACUACCAGACAAUUCUGCCUGCACCGCUGAAGACACUGAACGAUAAGCAGAGUAGCAAUGGGAACACACCACUGACUGCACUGAACAGCAGCACGCCAGCACCAGUCGCCAGCUCACCCCGACAGAACAGUAACACUCCCAGCAGGAAACCAGGACCGCUGCCUUCCAGCUUGGAUGAUUUGAAGGUAGCGGAGCUUAAAAUGGAGUUGAAAUUAAGGGGAUUACCGGUGUCUGGAACAAAAACCGAUCUUAUUGAGCGUCUGAAACCCUACCAAGAUCUUAAUAACAACGGAGUCACUACUAGUAGCUCUGUUCCAGUAACCACUUCUACUGGGGCCACAUCUAACACUGCGGAAGUGACUGUGGCAUUUCCUGUCACAACACUAACUAAAACAGUAGUUAAUACUAUGCCCAGCUUUCCUCCAGAAAAAUCAUCUACUGGUCCUAGCAACAAAGUAAUUAAUACUGAAAACAUUAGUUCCCCUUUGCCUAUAUCUCCUGCUCCUUCAGAACAAUCUAACCUAAGCACAGAUGACACUACCAUGGCAGAUACUUUCACAGAAAUGAUGACCAUGAUGUCACCGUCCCAGUUCUUGAGUACUUCACCACUAAGGGUGAAUGUGAAUGAAGACACUCAGAACCGUAGCAGUGGAAGCAUCUCAAGUAUGGAGCUUGAUGUAGCAGAAAAGGACCGCAAGCUUCAAGAGAAAGAGAAACAGAUUGAAGAGCUCAAAAGAAAACUGGAACAAGAGCAAAAACUGGUGGAAGUAUUGAAAAUGCAACUUGAGGUUGAAAAACGGGGACAACAGCAACUGUCUCAGAGUUCUAGUAACCCAGCUGCUUUGGAUCAGAAACAAUUUAGUGCUGCUAUCAAGGAUGAAAAAGCUCAUGCUGACUGCUCUAGUACAAGUCAAUCUGUUUCUGUAGCUAGUCAAUCUUUAGGACAAUCAAUACAUACUAGUGGCCAGAAUCCAGUUGCCAAAAAGGCAGUUGUUAUCAAGCAGGAGAUACCCAUGGCCAAAGCCGAAAUGCAGAAYGCUAUUUCUCAGUUUUAUGUUAAUCCACAGAGGCAGCCACAAACUGCCGUUGUUGCCCAGCCUCAAGCUUUGCUAACCACGCAGGGAGCAACACAGCUGCUCCUCCCACUGUCUAUCCAGGGACCGAAUUCGACCACUUCAGUGCAGCUACCAGUUGGAAAUAUAAAGUUGCAGGCUCAGUCACAAGCUGGAGUACAGACCCCAUCACAAAUGCCUGCUUCUGUUCCCUCCUCUGGCUUGGUCCAGACAGCACCUCAGAUCCAUACUCCGCAAUCAAAACCAAAUUCCACCACGCAGCAUGCACUUGGUCAGACUCAACAAAUCAGGAAGGUUUUUCCACCUACRACAUCAAAUACUGUAUUUCCCUAUCAGGCUACACCAGUUACGACACCUGCUCAAUCUUUUAUUAAUAAAGCACCAAACUCUAAUGUUUGCACUGGUAGUAACCAGGCUCCACCUGUGCAGAAUGGACCUGCUCCUAGCAAGCCUGGCUCUCCAUCUCAAGCCCAGCCUUAUGUCGUUCAACAGCCUCUCUUCAACAACGCAGCUUCCAAGACAAAGGAUCCUCCCCGGUAUGAAGAGGCCAUAAAACAAACCCGCAAUAUUCAAACAUCUCACCGUGAGAUUUCCAGCGCGCACAGUCAGCAAAUGGACGAUCUUUUUGAUAUCCUCAUCAAAAGUGGAGAGAUUUCCCUUCCAAUAAAGGAGGAACCAUCUCCCAUUGCUAAAAUGAGACCAGUAACAGCCAACAUCACUACAAUGCCAGUGAAUACAGUGAUAUCCCGCCCACCACCACAGAUCCAAAUGGCGCCUCCUGUGUCUUUAGAACCAACAACCAACUUGUUAGUAAGUUUGGAAAACCAACUUGAAGCUCUCUUGGAUGGAACUUUACCUUCAGGUAAUGAAAUCCCUCAACUGACAAGCAGUAAUGAGGACAGAGAGUCAUUUUCUUUAAUUGAGGACCUUCAGAAUGAUCUGCUUAAUCACUCCAGCAUUUUAGAUCACUCUCAUUCACCCAUGGAAACCUCUGACCCACAGUUUACCGCUAAUAAUUCUUGUCUGUCUCUUGACCUUCCUGACACAAAUCUAGACAACAUGGAAUGGUUAGACAUUACAAUGCCCAGCUCUUCAUCUGGACUCACUCCUCUCAGUUCUACUGCCCCCAGUGUGUUCUCCACUGACUUUCUAGAUCCACAAGAUUUGCAGUUGCACUGGGAUUAAGCUAUAGCCAAUGAAAACACAACGUCCCAAUCUGUUUACAGCAUAGGUCCAUUCUUAAAUGAUUUUGGUUGCAAUUGAGAAAAAUUAACAGGAAUGUUUGGAAGAACAAAUGCUUGAAGCUAAUUCUUAUCAUUUUCAAGUUUACAAUUAAUUACUUUACGCUCCUGUUAUUAAUGCAGAUCAGGGCCCUCUGAAAACUGUAUUUCACGAGUCAAAGGAUGAUUGUACUUGGUGAUUAGAGGUACCCCAAAGAAAAUGCAUCGCAAAUGUAUAAGAAGAUAGUAUUACUGACUUUGCAAUGUUUAAACAGAUGACACAACGUGGCUGAUCUUAGAUAAGAAAAAUAAGUGAGACUUCAACUCUCUGUAUUGGCACAAUGAGCAGCUGUCACUGGGGGAAGGUGAGAUAUCACUGCACUUCUUGUUCCUGUGGAUAGCCUGAGCCAGGUUCAAAAGAAAUUGUGAGGGCAAAGGCAAGUAGAAGCACUGGCUGGUUCAGUGAUAUUUCGUGUAACUAGUCUCUUAAUUAGUUCAAGUUGUUUUAUAUUUUGGUUUUGUUGUUUUUAAAACUUUUCUCCCAUUCUUUAAUUCUGAGGGAAGAAUUUAACUGCAUCUGAAGGGAUAUUAAGUGUAACUGCAGGAAAUCCACUGUAGCUAGGCCAGGUAAUAUCAAGAACACUGAAUUUUCUAUAGCAAUGCUCUGGAUUUAAUAGCUGGGGUUUAAUGUGUAUAUCAGAUAGUUAUUUGAAUACUCUUUUAACUUUGUAUAGCUUAUUUUUGUGAACAGAGGGGAACAGAGGUCUUCAAAAAAUCGAGAAGUUACAAUAUUGGAAAUAAUAAAUACCUAUUUUAAUUUGUACUUGAGGAUAUUUGUUAGACUAUUGAAUCCAGUAUCUUAGCAUAUCAAAAUAUUUUGAGAAAGCAGACAAAUACUAUCAAUCCUGCUGCACAUUCAGAUCUUGCAAACAUCUAUGCAAGAAUAGUCCCACAGAUCUCCAUUAAAGAUGGUUUUAGGAUCAGACCCAGAGUUGCAAGGGACAGUAYUGACAGUGCAAGCCUCAUUUUUAAUGAAUACUGUAUCUGUUGAACAGCUUUGUCUACCACUACUCAGUACAAAGGAAGCUAAACAGAAGUUGCUCAAUAAGAACCCUAAAUAGCUCUUACUGAAAACAAUAAAAGGUAAAUUAUCAAAAUUAGUGUGUACCGUUCAGUGUUAAGGCAGCCUAUUAACAUCUGUAAUAGAUAACAGCAACAAUCAAAUUUUUACCUCUCAGCACAUCAUUUAAAAGUAAUAGUUAAUGUUCUUUUCAGUGGCUAUUAUGAUAGUAAUCAGAAAAAUGAACAAAAAAUUAAAACAAUAAAACGUGGAAAUUUUAUAGUUGCCUAUCAGAUGAUGACAGUGGUUAGAUAAUGCCAUAAAUAAUGUAUAUUGAUGAUCAGACAUAAAAUAGGCAUUAGUCCCAUUUGGGAAUUUCUAAAUAAAGAUAAAAGGAAAUAAUUUCCUAUUUCUUUCACAACACAAAUAUGAUAUUUUUUUCUGGUCUGAAAACUGAUCUCCUUUCAGAGCUCCUUUCCUACCACCAGCCUUCAAGAAUAGUGUUGUAGGAAACACUGGAAYCAUGUUAUGAAGCUGUUGCCUAGUUUUUGGAGUAACGAUCUGCAGCAAAGAUAUAAUGAAAACAAAACAGCUGUUAGCAACCAAUUUCACUUUAAACAAAUGUGGUAACAAACUAUAUUUUAAAUACUUCUGCCAGAGAAAAAAAGCUGUGGAAUUAUCUGAAAAUUUAGUGUCUCUGGACCAGUGCAGUCUAUUUAGUAAUAUCACACACACAAUUCCAUUGACUUCAGGUAAAAUAACAGAUUACGUCACUSAUUCAAGACUUAAAACUGGCAUUAUAGAUUUGCACCAUACCAGCUUUCAGUAAUCUAAAUCAUUGUAUAUCUGCAAUAGAUAGGCUAGGAUUCACUUUAAUCUAAAAUUAGACACAAGAAACCCCCUAUCCGGUUGGCACAACAGUAGAUGAAGUUGAAAGACUUCCUAAUCCCUUCUUUCUGUGCCUGCAGUACUUGAAUAUGAUACAGCAUAUGGACUGCCUGCCUCUUAUUAUGAUCCUAUAGUAUUGUUCAAUAAUGCUGAACAAAUACAUUCAACUUAGCAUUCCUUUUGAACAUAUUUUCUUGGGAGUACUCUGAGGUACAAAGUGCUCAAGUGUUAAUAGAAUGUCUUUCAAAAACAAAUUUCUUGUUUUGAUAGGAAGAACUCUGGAUUAAAUAUAUAGUAUUCUACAGUACUGUCAAUUUAUUGCAUGUAAUAACCAGACAUGUCUAGGUGUGAUGCGUGGCAUACAAUGUGAUAGCACACUGAAGAAAAUAGUAACAAGAAUACC